This is a messenger RNA of Chlorella variabilis, 963 nucleotides long. RefSeq lists its product as hypothetical. The record is from RefSeq and is a predicted model, not a curated record. Bases 1 to 963 code for a protein of 320 amino acids. Gene Ontology annotation, molecular function: ubiquitin protein ligase activity. NCBI's taxonomy places the organism in Eukaryota, Viridiplantae, Chlorophyta, Trebouxiophyceae, Chlorellales, Chlorellaceae. Gene Ontology annotation, biological process: proteasome-mediated ubiquitin-dependent protein catabolic process. The transcript is spliced from 4 exons.
AUGAUCCCCCCGAGAGCCAGAACCAGGAGCAGCAGCCGCCAGAGCAGCCAGGAUGAGGCCGGGGCGGCGCCAGAGACCGCCUGCCGGCGGGCAAAGGCCGCCUCGCCGGCGGCCGCUGCCGCCGCCGUUCCCGCGCCACGCGGGGCCGCCGUGGCGAGCGCCGCACCCAGGCGUGCCCGCGCAGACCCCGCGGACGGCGGCAGCGCCGCCAGGCGGCGGCAAGGGCAGGGCCUGAGCGAGGAGGACUUUACCUGCGCCGUGUGCUGGGACCUGCUCCUGGACCCUGUGGUCUCUCCCUGCGGCCACGACUUUUGCGAGCACUGCUUCCAGCGCUGGGCGGUGGUGCAGGGCAAGCAGUCGUGCCCCACGUGCCGCAGCCAGCUGGGCGCCGAGCUGCCCGGCGUGUGCCGCCGCCUGCAGCACACGCUCGAGGCCAGCUUCCCGCAGCGCGUCAAGAAGCGGCGCGCGGAGGUGGCGGAGCAGCGCGAGGCCCUGGCGGCGUGGAAGCGCGCUCGGGAGGGAGAGGCGGCGGCGGCGGCGGGCCGCCAGGCGGGCGCGCUUCACGAACCCGACCUGGUCAUGCCGGCGGUGCAGCAGCCCCAGGCGCAGCAGGCGCAGCAGGCACAGCAGACGCAGCAGGCCGACCCUCUGCACCAGCUGCUGUGGGGCCUGCAGUCUUCGCCCGCCACGCUGCCCUGGCACCCGCCGGCGCAGCAGCAGGAGCCUGCGCUUGCUGCUGCCGCAGCGGGCGCCGCGCCGCCUCGCCGCCGCCACCCCACCACGCGGCUGCAGGCGGCGGCAGAGCGUGCCGCUGGUGCGGCGCAGGCGCAGCAGCCGCAGCAGCAGGCUGCUGGCAGUGGAACGGCCUGGCCCCUGGCCCCACCCCUGGAGCAGAUGCAGUUCAGCGUGGGCUGGCACGACAGCCGGCCACGGCGGCGCCGGCCGCGGCGUGGCGCCCGCUGA